Molecule: messenger RNA, 2251 nt
Organism: Elaeis guineensis (African oil palm)
Lineage: Eukaryota; Viridiplantae; Streptophyta; Magnoliopsida; Arecales; Arecaceae
Product: heat stress transcription factor A-1
Biological process (GO): cellular response to heat; regulation of transcription by RNA polymerase II
Cellular component (GO): nucleus
Molecular function (GO): RNA polymerase II cis-regulatory region sequence-specific DNA binding; DNA-binding transcription factor activity
Source: RefSeq, a predicted model, not a curated record
GGAAGCGCCGGUUCCCAUGCGGAAGUCACUCGAGAAGCCCUCGAAUCGCCUCAGCCCUCCUCGUCGUCCCCACCGCCCUCUCCGUCUUCGUUCUCCGAGAUCGAAUUCGAUUUCUAAAAGCCCCUAAUUUUUGGUCGUUUGUUGUAAGAUCGGAUGGGCGCGGCUCGGUCGCCGUGAGGUUUGCGGGACGGGAGGGGACCGGAAGAGGGAUGGACGGCGCCGGCGGGGGAGGAGGGGCCGCGGCGGCGGCGACAAGCGCGAACCCGAACCUGAACGCGAACUUGCCGCCCCCGUUCUUGAGCAAGACGUACGAGAUGGUGGACGACCCGGCGACGGACGCGAUCGUAUCGUGGGGACCGGCGAACAACAGCUUCGUGGUGUGGAACACGCCUGAGUUUGCCCGAGACCUCCUCCCUAAGUACUUCAAGCACAAUAAUUUCUCCAGCUUCGUCCGCCAACUAAACACCUAUGGUUUCAGGAAAGUUGAUCCUGAUCGUUGGGAAUUUGCUAACGAGGGAUUUUUGAGAGGUCGAAAAGAUCUGCUGAAGACCAUUAAUAGGAGAAAACCCUCUCAUGCUCAUAGUCAAACACAGCAGUCUCAACCACAGAAUUCCUCGGUUGCAGCUUGUGUUGAGGUGGGGAAAUUUGGGUUGGAGGAAGAAAUUGAGAGGCUGAAGAGGGACAAGAAUGUACUCAUGCAGGAACUGGUCAGGCUGAGGCAGCAACAGCAGGCCACAGAUCAUCAGUUACAGACCUUAGGUAAACGCCUUCAAGGAAUGGAACAGCGGCAGCAACAAAUGAUGUCAUUUUUGGCAAAAGCCAUGCAAAGCCCAGGCUUUUUAGCUCAAUUGGUGGAGCAAAAUGAUAAUAACAGACGCAUAGCUGGAGGGAACAAAAAACGGAGGUUGCCUAAGCAAGAAGGCAGUUUGGGUGGUGAUAGUGCAUCACUUGAUGGCCAGAUAAUCAAGUAUCAGCCUCAGAUGAAUGAAGCAGCGAAAGCAAUGCUAAGGCAGAUUUUGAAAAUAGGUUCAUCUCAGCCUAGGCUGGAAUCUUUUAGCAACUCUGAUAAUAUUUUAUUAGAGAGUUUCCCUUCAUCUGGAGCAUUUGACAGUAGUUCUUCAAGUCUGAAUUCUGGAGUGACCCUUGCAGAGGUCCCUCCUAAUUCAGGGGUUCCAUACGUUCCUGCAAGCUCUGGGUUCUCGGCAAUUGGCUCAUCUUCAGCUCUGUCUGAGAUUCAGUCUUCUGGGGAUGUAACAGAUAUGGUUGCAACCAAUGAAUUGCCUGAUAUGGAUGUUUUAUCGGCAGUUCCAGAUUCCAUUGCUCCAUCGGAUAUGCAUAUUCCUGAAUUUCCUGAACUAGAAGGGAUUAUGCCUGAUGACGGUGUUGACAUUCCAAGUGAGAACUUUGCAAUGCCUGACCCAGAGAGCGUGUAUAUCGACCCUCUUACGGCGGUAGUGGAUGAGGCAGCAGUUCCAAUUGAAACGGAGAAGUUGUGUGUUGAUAAUAUUAUUGAUAUCUUGGCUGAGGAUCAGAAGCUUCCAGGCAUUAUUGAUUCAUUUUGGGAACAAUUUCUUUCAGCUAGUCCUCUAACAGGAGAGACGGAAGAGGCUGAGUCGAGCAUACAGGAAACAAAGGACAUGCAACCAGGACCAGAGCAUGGGUGGGAUGGUGCACAGAAUAUGGAGAAUCUUACCGAACAAAUGGGACUUCUUUCUUCUGACCCCAAACAGUGAUAUCAAGCCAAUGCAGUUCUUUUGGACUCGAAGCACCACUUCAUUGAUCGGUGCCUCGUGCUCUGGUUUAUGCCAGUAGAAGCUAGACAAGAUGAGAUGUAUCGCUGCACGUUGAGAGAUGCGGGAUACCUUGCAUCUGAGAAUGGAUGAAGUUGUUUGUAGUAAGACAUGUCAAGUGUGUUUUCUGACAUGGAAAAAAGUGUUCUACGUUAGUAUCGUUGUUUAUUAUAGCUUUCAUUUCUUUUCAUUCCAGAGGUUCAUGUUGUGGCGUCCUUGAAGGUUAAAGCAAUCUAUGUUGGAAGCAUCCCUGAAUGCUUGGCCGAUGAGGACACAUGAAGUUGAUCUUAAAAUAGUCAAGAUAGAGGUGGGUGAUGAUUGUUGUUUUCUUGGGCCCUAAAUGUUGGUUAUUGUAACUUUGGGCCCUGACCAUGGUACCAUCGCAAAUUUAAGAUCCGACAAAAUUUUUUUGUGCACUGCGGGCAGUGUUGAAAAAAUUUGAUGUAAAGUGUAUCAUUUUA